GUUGCACCAACAUCUAAAGGCCUCAAGGAGGCCAGUCAGCAAUAUGUAACUAACGCAAGGGCCUUGAGAGUAAUUCGCUAUAAUUUUAUUCGACAUAAAAGAAAAACAAAAAGGCUUUAGCGAAAAUGUAGCGUCGGCAUUCCUGUCCGACUUUCCCGGCAUUUCGUUUACCAACAGGAUGAUCGGAUCUCAAUCUACCUCCCUAUGACCAACGUGGUGACAUUGACUAAACAUGAAACUACAUUUUGACAGUUAUAUGGAGGCAUCUGACAGCGACCCACUAUGCAUGAAACAUUGAAGAUGAGGUUUGCAUGGCCAGAUGGGUAUAAGUACUGCUGGAUCACCACCAUGAUAUUGCAGUAGACAUAAUCAAAUCACAAGAAUCAAAGAUCAGUCACUCAUUCAUUACCAAAAUAUUUCACUUCCUUUAAUUUUUGAUUCAACAAAAAUAUCCUGUCCUUUAGCCCAACAUGGUCAACGUCAAAUCCCUUCUUUUCCUUGCCUUUGCUGCCAGCGCCAUCGCAGCUCCAAUUGACUCUGAGAUCACUGAGGCAGAUGUCGCCCAGGCUGACACUACUCCUCUUGAGGUGUCUAGCACACUCCUCGACACCUCAUACCACUGUAAAAAGUCCACAGACAAGGCCAAGACCAACAACUCCGGUGCUUUGAUCGCCGACAUUUCCAAGAAGAAGGCCAUGGAAAGCGCCAAAUACGCCGGAGCCACCAACGGAGGCACUCUCAGCGGCUACCCGAAGGUAUUCGAAAACAAGGGCGGCCUCCAGUUUGCGAAGCCGUGCAAUAAGAAGGGCCACACCGUCUAUGAAUUUCCUAUCGUCAUCGGCCAGAAGUCGAACUACCCCAAGGACUCGAAGAAGGGAAACACAAACCCUGGUCCUAUCCGAGUCUACUAUGACCAGUACCUCAACUUCUGCGGUAUUGGCACUAAGCCAAACAACGAUAACUCCGGUGCUCCUCACCUGUGCAAGGCGGCUCUCCUGUAA
Molecule: messenger RNA, 1001 nt
Organism: Talaromyces proteolyticus
Lineage: Eukaryota; Fungi; Ascomycota; Eurotiomycetes; Eurotiales; Trichocomaceae
Product: Ribonuclease/ribotoxin
Exons: 2
Coding region: 471-1001 (176 amino acids)
Molecular function (GO): RNA binding; RNA nuclease activity
Source: RefSeq, a predicted model, not a curated record